AUGAUCUUCAAAACAUCCAAAUAUUAUUUGCAAGCGGUUUCACCCUCUCAUCAUCACAAUUUGUACCAAAUUUUAGGUGUUUCUCGCACAUCAUCUCCGAAACAAAUUAAACAAGCCUUCUUGCAGCUUGUUAAGCAAUAUCAUCCCGAUAACAAGAAUGGUGAUGAAGAAUUAUUUAAACAAGUCAAUGAGGCUUACAAAACACUGUCGGAUCCAUUAAAGAGAGCAGAAUAUGAUGCAGAAAUUCGUCAUCAAGAACGUAAUGAAGAAAUAUUAAAACAACAACGAGAAUUUACCAAUGGUCAUCAUUCAGAUCAAACCAAUCCACGAGUAAGAACCAUACAUCUUUCGGAAGAGGAAAAGAAGAAAUUUGUGGAGUCUCUCGCAAAAAGAAAGAAAGAAGAUAUGCAAGCUUUGAGAAGAUCACAUGAGGCCAUGUUUGUAGAAAUGAGAAAACACAAAAAGAGUCCCCUGAAAUUUAUCUUGUUGAUUAUUGGAGCUGUUUUCACACUAUGGGGAAUUAAAUUAACAAUGUGGUAUAAUUCAGUUUAUAAGAAUUACAAAUCUCAAGAAGAGAUCAUAGACGUUGUUCAUCCAAUGGCAAACGACAAAGAGGCGAAUUCACAAAAAAACUCUCAAGUUCCAGAACAAGUGAGACAAUUACUUAUUCAAAAUCAGAGUAGAGCCUAUGUGGAUGCUAAAUAUUACAAACAGUCUCCUCCAAAUCAUUAA
Naegleria fowleri is the source of this 732-nucleotide messenger RNA. RefSeq lists its product as uncharacterized. The record is from RefSeq and is a predicted model, not a curated record. NCBI's taxonomy places the organism in Eukaryota, Heterolobosea, Eutetramitea, Acrasida, Naegleriidae. Gene Ontology annotation, molecular function: misfolded protein binding; protein-folding chaperone binding. Bases 1 to 732 code for a protein of 243 amino acids. Gene Ontology annotation, cellular component: endoplasmic reticulum. The transcript is spliced from 2 exons.